Molecule: messenger RNA, 867 nt
Organism: Cuscuta europaea
Lineage: Eukaryota; Viridiplantae; Streptophyta; Magnoliopsida; Solanales; Convolvulaceae
Source: the annotation of a GenBank genome assembly
CUUUUCAGCUCUAGAGGAAUAAAGCACAAUCUAGCAACCGAACAUGACGAAGUAUCAAGUCAUCCAUAUUCGGAAGUGGGAAUAUCAACCGCAGCUCUCUGAUUUUAUUUUCAUCUUUACUCGUAAAUAUUCAGCCAUCAUUUCUUGUUAUUGGCACCGCCAUGUCCGAAGCCAACUCUCAGAAACCUAAGUCGACACACGAUCUUCGUCCCACACCUUCAGCCGACCCUUCUCACCCCAGAGCACCAAUCCGGAGCUCUAAUGGAGGCGGGUACGCUGGUGGUACUUCGUUUCCGAACCCACCCGACCCGGUGAACCCGGAUCCUUCCACUCUCAGAGAGCAAUGGAGGUUUGCUAUCAGGCAAUACAGUAAGUGGUCUUCUUACGCAUGGGGCGCUGCCAUACUCGCGGGUGCCUCCUUUUUUGCCCUUGGCUGGAUCGUCAAAGGCGGCAAUCCCUUGCCCUCCUUCGAUUCAGGUCGCAAACCUGAAGACUCCAAGCCCGAAACAAACUGAUAAAUGGUGAAUUCGAUUUCGGUUUUGUAGCGCCCAGAGUGGGGGAAAUGCUUGUUGGUGAUACUAGGGUGGGGAUAUGAGCUUGGAUCAGCUAUACACUUUCAAGUCUCAAGCCUCAAGCUAGGCGCCUCAGAUCACUAAAGAAAGAAUGGUGCUGGUUUAGGGUUAAACAUGUAAUCCAUCAUAUCAAAUGUGAAUCCAAUAAUAUCUGUAUAUUAAUAUACACCUGUGUUUUUUUGCUUUUCUGUUAUGAAUUAAAUAAAUAGCAAGGUAUUAGUGUGUUCUUGCUUACAUGCAUAAUCAACAUGAGAAUUGCAAAAUGCUGUUGGACAAUUUAUUAUAUUCAGACCAG